UCAUCUCAGCCUCCCUCCUCCCAUUAUAAAAUGGAGACUUCGUCUUCUUCAAUCUUCGCUCUUCACAAACCUCUUUCGUCCCUCACUGUUAAACCCUAGAUCUUCUUCUUUCUCAAAAUCUUUCAAUGGCGUCCGCAGAUGUUGAGUUCCGGUGCUUCGUUGGAGGUCUAGCCUGGGCCACCGAUGACAGAGCUCUUGAGACAGCCUUCUCUCAAUACGGCGACGUUGUUGAUUCCAAGAUCAUUAACGAUCGUGAGACCGGAAGAUCAAGGGGAUUCGGAUUCGUUACCUUCAAGGAUGAGAAAUCCAUGAAGGAUGCGAUCGAGGGAAUGAACGGACAAGAGCUCGAUGGCCGUAGCAUCACUGUCAACGAGGCUCAGUCUCGAGGAAGCGGUGGCGGAGGCGGCCGUGGUGGUGGUGGCGGUGGAUACCGCAGCGGAGGCGGUGGUGGUUACAACAGCGGAGGUGGUGGCGGAGGAUACGGUGGAGGAAGACGCGAGGGAGGAUACAGCGGCGGUGGUGGCGGUGGAUCUUACUCGAGAGGAGGUGGUGGCGGAGGUUACGGUGGUGGAAGACGUGAAGGUGGAGGAGGUUACGGUGGUGGUGAAGGAGGAAGUUACGGAGGAAGCGGUGGAGGAGGAUGGUAAUUCCUUUAAUUAGAUCGGGGAUUAUUCUGAAAACUCUCUUUAUCACUCUCUCUCUCUCUCUUGUUAUGCUUCUCUUUCGUUGAGUUUUGGUUUCUAUCGUCUCCUUCGGUUCUCUGUUUCAGCUGCUUGGAUUUGAUGUAACAGUUUCGUGAUUUAGGUAUUUUGGUAUCUGGAAGCGCAAUGUUAAGUCACUCUUUGGUUCUCUAAAUAACAAAAUUUUCUCCGCUAGUUUAUAUC
Molecule: messenger RNA, 884 nt
Organism: Camelina sativa (false flax)
Lineage: Eukaryota; Viridiplantae; Streptophyta; Magnoliopsida; Brassicales; Brassicaceae
Product: glycine-rich RNA-binding protein GRP1A
Molecular function (GO): RNA binding
Source: RefSeq, a predicted model, not a curated record